CGUGUAUUUUGUCAACAGUGACAAAAAGUUCUGUCGAAUUUUGUAUCGUUUUUUUCAUUUUUCCCACUCAACUUAAGUUAAUCCUAGUCGUAAUGAGACCAAUAUCCGAUCCUAACUGGAAGUUGCCCAAUAUUCCCUUGAAAAAGAUGCACCCUAAACUUCAUCAAACCUCGACUCCCUUGCCGACGAUCCAUUUGCACAAAGACGUCGCAAGAAGCGACUCAUCCCUGAGGUACCUUCACGUGAAAAGUCACCUGGAUGAGCUCGAAGAUCAACUGGUCAUCAAACGGAUCAGAUGCAAGCAGAUGGCUAAAAAACUGGUAGGAAAAUGGAACCAGUUGGAGGAGUGCGAGAAACGCCUGCGUAACUUGGUGAUAUCGCACGCAAAGUUCGUAAGGGAAAAUCUGGAGAAAAGGAUACGGGCUAACACGAGGAUGGAGCAGAACAAGCAGUUGCAACUGUCAAGGCAGGCUAGUAUCGAUGCACUGAAGAAGGAGAUGGACGUGGGGCAGUUCCUCAUGGCCGAAUUCAAGAGGGAGAUAGCUAAACACGACAUCUACGAUGUGUUUUUGACUAAGGUGGUAGAGAACGAAGAUUCCCCAUUUAAAACGAUCAACGACCUAUUGAGUAGGUACGAAUUGCUGGACUACGUUAAGGAAAAAAGGGUGAAAAAUCAGAAAACAGAAUCGUUUAUGGUUAUAAUAGUGCACCAGAAUUUGAAGGAUGCGAUACAAAUUGGAAAGGUGACUUUGAUAGGUUUAAGAAACGAGCUAAACAACCUUCGCUGCCAGUUCGAUGACGUCUGCAGAAGGAACCUAGCAACAGAAACCCUUAUCACUACUAUUGUCAACAGGACCAACGAACUGAAUGCUGAGGUGUCAUCUUGCCAAUAUAUGAUCGAUGCCAUCUAUCGGUACAUAUGCCAAAGGAGAAGGAUACCUCAGGGCGAUUACGACCUGAGAGACGUGAAGCCCAAAAUCGACGUUCUGAAGAGUACCUUAGGGGUUUGGGCGGAGAUAUUAGCUUCCUCCGAGUCGAAAAGGAAGAAAAGUUUGAGAAACCUGAGGAAAUCGCACCUUUGGAAGUCUUCGUUAGCUCAGGGUCUCUUCAUGUGGAAGAGGAAAGCAUCGAUGAAAUUGUCUGCAGCUCCUCUAAGUGAAAAUGAGAAGAAAAAGCCCAGUCUCAACAAGCUAGGAUGAGUAGGUCUAUAUCUGAGUCAUGUUGAGAAAGUUUCGUACAUUGUGUAAUUACGUAAUAUUAGGUUUUUUUGUAAGUUUAAUUACUGAAUAUAUUAUUCUUCCGGGUAUUAA
Coccinella septempunctata (seven-spotted ladybird) is the source of this 1310-nucleotide messenger RNA. Its product is annotated as coiled-coil domain-containing protein 42-like. NCBI's taxonomy places the organism in Eukaryota, Metazoa, Arthropoda, Insecta, Coleoptera, Coccinellidae. The record is from RefSeq and is a predicted model, not a curated record. The transcript has 2 exons. The coding region runs from base 93 to 1199 and encodes 368 amino acids.